AUGGAACCUUGGACGGUAGCUUUCGACGGUUUUAGCACCAUGGGGGCAGCCGGAGCAGGCGUGAUAAUCCAUAACCCAGAAGGAGAGGUGUGGCGUUUUGCGCACCAACUCUCGCAAGGCGUUACCAAUAACCAGGCUGAAUAUGAAGCUUUAUUGUUGGCUUUACGCUUCCUCGUGGCCCGAAAAGUUAGGAAGGUAGUCAUCCGCGGGGAUUCUCAAUUAGUUGUCCGACAGGCCCUUGAAGAAUUCAAGUGUAAAGAUCCGCAGCUUCAGAUCUUUCUUCGCGAAGUCCAUAGUCUUCUACAACAACUUACAGACGUAGUUUUAGAAGAUAUACCCCGAGGUGAAAAUGAUGAAGCGAACAACUUGGCGCAGUGUGUGUCCGGUUUCAGAAGGAGACACAUACCUCGGGAAGGCGAAUGCUCACAGGUCGAUAGGCCAAGUCUGGAUUGGUGA
Andrographis paniculata is the source of this 456-nucleotide messenger RNA. RefSeq lists its product as uncharacterized. Bases 1 to 456 code for a protein of 151 amino acids. The record is from RefSeq and is a predicted model, not a curated record. NCBI's taxonomy places the organism in Eukaryota, Viridiplantae, Streptophyta, Magnoliopsida, Lamiales, Acanthaceae. The transcript has a single exon. Gene Ontology annotation, molecular function: RNA-DNA hybrid ribonuclease activity; nucleic acid binding.